Messenger RNA from Bactrocera dorsalis (oriental fruit fly), 4426 nucleotides. RefSeq lists its product as uncharacterized. Bases 651 to 3776 code for a protein of 1041 amino acids. Gene Ontology annotation, molecular function: dopamine receptor binding. The record is from RefSeq and is a predicted model, not a curated record. The transcript has 6 exons. Lineage: Eukaryota; Metazoa; Arthropoda; Insecta; Diptera; Tephritidae.
AGAGAUACGAACCUAGUAAAGUAAAACUAGCAAGGAGUAAAUUCGCAACAAUAUUAUACAGAUGCCCCGUUACACCAAUCUACGAUUCUUGAUUAUUGUUUUCGCUAGUACUGCUUUAGCCCUCUGCUGUCUGGGUUAAAAUUUAACUGAAUUCAAAUUUAAUUUAUAUAAUUUGUUUUACAAAUACUAUAUACAUAUUGUUUACAUUGCUAAAUACUAACUGUAUUGCUGUUUAUAUAAAAAUAGUUAAAUAGAUAUGUUUUAAAAAUUAUUAUCAUAUCACGUAUAGCGUGGAUAAAAACCACUUUUACUGCAACCACAGCUAAGUUUGCUUACAACUUAUUUUUGACAUUUUACCUACUCUUCAUGACAAUCCACGGAUAUAUGAAUUCCAAUUGGUUAAAAGUAAAGAAUUUUCAGUUGGUACAACAAUAAAAUUUUGUUAUAGUGGGAUUUAUUUUAAACCGUUUUAUUCCGUUUAUAAAAAAUUUCCUGCUGUAAUUGUGACUUUGUUAAUAUUAUUUACAUAUACGAAUACCUAAACUCGUAAUAUUGUGCAACAAAUAGAACUGUUUAAAUGCAUGCAAUCUCGUCACAACGCGCUUCACAUUUCAGCAAAUAAGAGGUGAACAAAUUUUGUGAAGUCUGAAAUGUCUACCCACGACGGAUCUUAUAGCGAGGAGGCAUACUGUUCUGUGCCCAGUACUGUUGGUGUGGAGAUGACGUCGCAGUUGUUAGCACAACGUAUGAACCAGGCAGCAGCUCAACCACAAACACUUUUAAUGGGACCUCCAUAUAUGUCACCCGCAUCACAAACACAGCAACAACAGCAUCAAUUCCAACACUACAAUGAAUAUUAUUAUAAUUUGUACUCCUCACAACCUGGGCAACCGGAAACUUACUCAGUGCUUCCAGUUGGUCAUGGAAACUUUUUAAAAGUUUAUCACUGCCAAGAAAAUGCAGCUAAUGCAGCAUUAGCCAACGAAGCCAAUGCUUUAUAUCACGGACAGUCCCCACAGCAGGCUCCCCAAUCGCAAUAUCAACAGCAGGCUCCACCUUCGCAAUAUCAGCAGCCACAACCAGCGUUCCAUAUACAUCAAUCGCAGGCACAGCCCCCAACUCCUCAAUACUUUAAUAGCUACGAGCUUUUCUCAAGCAACACCUUGAUGCCAACACCUGAUAACCAGCCUACUCUGAAUCGACCUGAUAUUAAAACUGGAACUUUACAAGUGACCCAACAUACACCCAUAUUUAUGGUGAAUAAUCAUGAAGAACCUAUUUGUCAGCAAGGUGCUAAUACCGCAUCAGCCAAUAUGAUAAUAAACAAUCUUGUACAUAAUUGGUCACCGAAAGUAACUGGUGCACCCAUUCAACAGCUUCCAAUGCAAUCACAAAAUGCAUUGAAUUCAGAGACAUAUAACACUGCCAUUGAGCAAGAAAUAACAAGUAUAGGAAGUGAUCAAAUUAUGUCCAACAACAAUCCUGAUGUAGUUGAAGAGUCAAUACAAUUUUCGAUUUCUUCAACCGCUAUUCAAUCGCAAUCAACGCCAGUAUCGGGAACUGUUCCAGAGACAGACACUAUGGAUAAUGAAAUUCGGUGCAAUUCCAAAGAAGCUCUCACACCAACAUCAACUAUUUCCGUUUCAAUAUCACCAACUAAUCUAAUUGCUCCUGAGGUGAAGAAGCGAAUUGUUGCCGAAGUAAAACCGAUGCGAAUGUCCUAUUCAGAUGUUCUAAGCAAAGUAAAUAAUCAAUCUGAUGCAACACAGUUACAUUACAAUUAUAGGCAGUCACAAGCCGGAAGAUGCGGAAAAAACAUAACAUCGGACCGGAAAGGAGGAGAUAUGAAGAACAGUAUGGAUAACUCUUCGGGAAAUGUAGGGCUAACCCGAAGACAAAUAAGUUUUGAAGAUGAGACAGGAGGGCGCUCAAGUAAAAAAUCUCCAACGCAUGAAAACAAAGAAAAUUUACAGCAAUUUCAAAAUGGUGGUGUAUCUAAAAACACGAAGCGGAUAAAUCAAAGCAGCAUUACUGUAAGCGCCAAUUCGAUUUCGAACAAUAUCAGUAGCAAUAAUAAUACUCAAAACAAGGUUGGGCAAAAGGGGAACCAAAAGAUAAACAUCUCAGAAACAAGCGUAAAUCCUACUGGUUUUAAUAAAAGCAACAACAACAUAAAUAAAAAACGCAACAAUCAUCGACGCAACGAAAUCGAAAGCAAUAAAAUCGAAAUGAAUAGCAACAAGAAUCCAAAAUCGAAUUCUUUUAAUGGUGACAAAGACUUCAACGGUUAUUACAAUGUUACGGCAAAAAACAAUGAAAAUGGAGAACGUGCUUCUAGGCCAAAUAAUAAUAGUUUUGGUAGCGGAUCAAAUCAAUCUAAUUCAUCUACUGCAAAUAUAAGGAAAUCAAACAAAUCUUCAUUCUACAAUAAUUCUAAUACAUCCCCCUUCAACGUAAAUCAAUCACGCACACGAUAUGCCAAUGCUAACUCGAAUUCCUCCUAUUCAUAUUCUUCAAAACGCAGCCGAAACACAAACUCCUCGUAUAACAACUCUUCGGCAGGGUCAACGAAUAGAAACUAUGAAUUAGCGAAAAAAUUUCUUUAUACAUGGCUGGAAUAUACUAUAAAGAUAUUGACUUGGCUGUUCUAUUUGAUAUAUGAUAUUGUGGUGCUUGGCUGUAGUGUGGCAUAUGAUCGUUUGGUGCACGCUGGUGAAUGUUGCUUUCUGUAUGCACAACAGUUACGAAAGGAUUUUAAACAAAACUCCAAUAAACCUAACAUUUGGCUGAAAAGUUACUGGAGACGGUUUGAUGCACGCUUUCAAAAGAACUCGCAAUGGGCCUUCUGGCGAAGUUUCUGUCAAAAGAAACCGCCUGAAAUUACAAAGGAAAGUAUGAAGAGUGGACGACUGCCGCAGACAGGUGAGGAGGCCAUGUAUUCUCUACUUAAUUGUAAAGGAAAAGAUGCAUAUAGCAUACUGGGAGUACCACCUGAUUGUUCACAGGAACAGAUACGUAAACACUACAAAAAAAUUGCUGUUUUAGUACAUCCGGAUAAGAAUAAACAAGCCGGCGCUGAAGAAGCUUUUAAAGUGCUUCAACGAGCAUUUGAAUUAAUUGGAGAGCCCGAAAAACGUCUUGCCUAUGACCAGAGUCUAGCUGAAGCUUUACACGCUGAAAAAGCAUGGACUGAGCUACACGAUUUGUUAUCACAAUUACAAACAAAAAUAACAGAAGCUGCCAAUACGAUAAGGUGUAGUACUUGUGGCUUAAGACAUCCCCGUCGAAUAACGGAACGGCCACACUACGCUGCUAGAGAAUGCGCUUCCUGCAAAAUUCGACAUUCUGCCAGAGAAGGAGAUAUUUGGGCAGAAACCAGCUUGUUGGGGCUACGAUGGAGAUAUCUGGCACUCAUGGAGGGUAAAGUCUACGAUAUUACGGAAUGGGCGAACUGUCAAAAAGGGGCACUUUCGCAUUUGGAACCUAAUUCUCAUAUGGUGCAAUACCGCAUUGUACGCGGUGCGCAACAACAACAACAACAGCAGCAACAACCAACCACUAAUUCGCCGAAUCACCAAACUCCGCAGCAACCGUAUUCUCAACAGCCAGGCCCACAUAAUGAUCGAAAUGGCAGUGGAAAGUUCAAGCGCAAUAUUCCAACGAGUGAGGCAUCAUUACACGAAUUUCUUGAUAGCUUGUAUAGUGGCCAACAUCCAAAUCCGGGAAAUUCGGCAACUUACUCGAACGCAUCACGUCGACGUACGCGUCGCAAUUGAUUCAACAUAGUUUGGAUUAGUUGUAAGCUUUCCUAUAUUAAUCUCUUAAUGUUUCUCCUUCAAACGUACAACUUUUUAUUAUUUCAUUUAUUAGUUAGAUGGAACAAAAAUAUAUUUUAACUGUAAAUAUGCAUUAUUGCAUUAUAUGACCACAGAAUAAUUUUAAUUAAACUCUGUUACGUGCAUACAUGUGUACAUAUUAACAAGUGACGUUGAAAUGCAUGCGGCAAUGUCUAUACAUAUAUACAUAUGUAUUAUCUUAGAGUUGUCUAUAUUCUAGUUUUUUUUUUUUGUUUCGAUGGCAUCACAAUUUCAAAGGAUAUACAUAUAAAUUACAUAUUUAAUGUGCACAUGUAAUUUUAUUUCUACAGAAUAUUAUAUCUAAUAUCUUCUACAAAAGAAGCAAAAACAAAACAAAAAAAUAUCAAAAUUAUUACAACGUCAAAACAACUCUAGCAAAAAAAACAGUUCUGGAAUAUAAAAAUGUCACACAUAAUUAUCCUCGAAACACUCGUGACUGCAAUAUAUGUAUGUAUAUGAAUGUUAUGUGCUAUGUAUUGGAUUUAAGUGCAUUUGAUGUAUAAUUAUUUAAAAAUCCAAUAAACUAAAUCAAUAACAUGCUAUAAAUGCACUGUUGUAAUCAUGCUGAA